AUUUUUAAGAAUUCACCCGUUGUCAAACACACAGAGAAGAGAGAGAGAAGGCAGAGGAGAGAGAAGCUAUGGCGUGCAACAGCUCUAACUUUUUGUAAAGCUCUCAAGAUUCUCUGAAGUUUUAUCGGCUGCUCUUUUUGUUUUUCAGUUCUCUUCUGUAAGUUUUUUUUAUCAAUUUCCUUUGUGCUUUAGAGUCUUUUGGUUUUUGUUUUAAUUCUAGAAGGUGAUUAUGAUAGAGAGAGACUAUUUAGAUGAGUCAUAUGAGGAGAAAAACAAGGAGAGCCCAGAUCACAAGAUUGAGUUUCAAGAAAACGGUAUUGAUUUUCUUGCAGAAAACUCACAGAAUAGAAUGAAAAUGAUGGGUGGUUUCGAUGAAAACGCUGUUAAAACUGGGAAUUCUGUUUCACAGGAGCUCACGCUUAGUUACCUUUGUGAGAAUUCGAAACUGGGAAUGUCUGAGAAAGAUUUUUCGGGCAAAAAUCUGUUGAAUUCUUUGGAAAAAUUGGGCAGUGUUUAUAAAGGAAAAGAGAUAUUGGUAUUUGAGGAUCAAAUAGAAAUGAAUAAUAACUUAUGGGUAGAGAGAGAUUUUCUUCAGUUGAAUGAGAAUAGAGGGAAUUCGUCUAAGAGGGAAGCUGAUAAUGAGAAGAUUGAGGGAGAGAAUGUGGGUAAGAAGCCGAAAGUUGAGUCUUUGAACCUUUCUUUGGCGUUACCUGAGGUUUCAUUCUCUUUGGCUGGGUCUAACCGGAUCCAAAAUGGUGAUCUCCCAGAUCGACUGAGGCCAAGUAGGAGUGUGAUGUCGCUGGUGCCGUCUUAUAACAAUACAACGACUACUUACUCUAAUGAUUACACAGCUGCCUCACUGUCAUAUUCUCAUUCCCACCCUUUUUCGCACAAUCCCAGCUGCUCGCUUACUCGGAAUUCAACAGAGAAUUUUGAGUACUCGGUUGGGAGUCACCGGAGAGAGUGUGAUCAGAUUUGGAACUGUGGGGAAGGUACUAAUGGAUCGGUUCACAGCCGGUUUAGGCCUAUUGGGGAUGGGACUGUUGUAUUUUCUAAUCAUGAAGUUGGUGGUGGAGGUUUUGGAUUGGGUGAUGGUGGUAGGAUCAAUAAGGACUCAUGUAACAGUAGUCUUUAUAAGACUACCAGCUCAGACAAUCAUUCCUUUUUCCCAUCUGAGUUGCCAGCACGGCCAAGGAUAGAUUCUCAGUCAGGUGAGUUUGGAGGGCGAGGGUCAGAUGGUCGAAGAGAUUUGGAGAAUGUUGAUGGAGGUGGGGCUCGUGAGCUUUCUAGGCCUGAGAAAAUACUUAGAGAAAUUGUAUCGGAGUCUAUUCCAGUAAUGGCUCAGAUAAUUCAAGAGCUUAAUGAUGAAACAGUUGAAUCUACUAAGGAAUACUUAGAGAAUCUCAUUAAUAUGCCAGAGAGGAAAGAUGAAUUGUUGUGGCUCCAAAAAAGACUUGAAAGAAGAUCUGAUUUUACGAAUGAGACUCUCUCAAAGUGCCACAAAAAACAACUUGAAAUUUUGGUUGCAAUUAAAAUGGGGCUUGGAAGCUUCUUAUCUGGCAAAAGCCAACUUCCAACAGCCGAAUUGGUGGAUAUAUUCUUACUUCAAAGGUGCCGAAACAUAAACUGCAAGAGGCUAUUACCUGUCGAUGACUGUGACUGCAAAAUUUGCUCAACGAAACAGGGAUUCUGCAGUGAAUGCAUGUGUCCUGUAUGUUUGACCUUUGACUGUGCCAACAACACUUGCAGUUGGGUUGGUUGUGACCUUUGUUCUCACUGGUGCCAUGCAGCCUGUGCACUUCGCAGUAAUUUCAUAAAGCAAGGUCCAUGCGUGAAGGGACCUUCGAGGACAACUGAGAUGCAGUUUCACUGCCCUGGAUGUGGUCAUGCUUCCGAAAUGUUUGGGUUCAUUAAGGAUGUUUUCAUGAAUUGUGCCAAGGAUUGGGAUGCCGAAACCAUGAUAAAAGAGUGUGACUGUGUUAGGAAAAUCUUUAGGGGAAGUGAAGAUCGCAAAGGCCAGGAGCUGCAUGUGAAGGCCAAUGAGAUGCUUACCAAGCUCGAGAACAAAAUAAUGACUCCUUCAGAUGUCUGCAAUUUCAUUUUCCAGUUUUUCAGCUAUACGGAUGGCUUGUUAGAUUCUGGUGCUUUAAACAUUCUUUCAAAAGAUUUGACUAAUCAGUCGUCCCUCGGAACAGAUGCUUCUGUUCUUCCACUGUCCAGUUCUCGCGCUCCAAAAACUUCCUUCCACGAUACGAGCACUUCUAGUGGACGACAGGAGCUGAUGCCAUUCGAUCUCCAUCAGAAUGACAUUAAAUUUCCUCUCGUGAACGACAAGAUAAUCGAAGAUGAGUGGUCUGUGAAGCCAGCAAAGAAAGACGGUUUUGACAGCUUGGAAAGUCUUGUACGCAUUAAAGAAGCAGAAGCCAGGAUGUUCAAGGGCAGAGCUGAUGAGGCACGAAGGGAAGCAGAGAGUAUCCGGAAUAUGGUCAGAAUGAAAACCGAGAAAUUGGAACAAGAGUACACUGAGAAGCUAGCAGAUCUGUGUUUGCAGGAGACCGAAGAAAGGCAGAGGAAAAAACUGGAAGAACUUAAGGAAUCAAAGAAUUCACAUUGUGAUUACUACAACAUGAAGUUGAGAAUGCAAUCCAAGAUUACAGGCUUGUUGAAGAGAUUGGAGUCCACAAAGCAGCAGUUAGUUUAACCCUUCUUUUGGCCGGACAUUGAUUGCAAUGUCUUGCAUGGUUUUAAUGUUGUAAAAUUUUGAAUUUUUCCAUUAUAAAUAUAACUUAUGUAGUACUUUUAAAUUGCCUAUUUUUUUCAAUUUUCUGCCACUUUGGAAGGAAAACUCGAUUUUGUACCGUUUACUCCAAUCAUAUUGUGGUUUCAUUGUA
Molecule: messenger RNA, 2891 nt
Organism: Olea europaea var. sylvestris
Lineage: Eukaryota; Viridiplantae; Streptophyta; Magnoliopsida; Lamiales; Oleaceae
Product: protein OBERON 3
Exons: 2
Coding region: 230-2701 (823 amino acids)
Cellular component (GO): nucleus
Source: RefSeq, a predicted model, not a curated record